AUGACCCGAAUUUCGAACGUUCUCCAAGAGCAGUAUCAAAAGCUGCGUCUUUCACCAACAAAAAUCGAAAAGUGGGAACAUGGUCUGCGAACCGACCCGUCAAAGUCGGGCGUGUUCGAAUGGUGGUAUUUUGACUCCCACUUGACCAACGGCGCAAAGCUGAUGGUCGUCUUCCACACCAAACUCUUUGCGAGCCCCAAUACCGGCUUGGACCCCAAAAUCCAAGUACAGCUCGACACACCCGACGGACGCUCGUGGGCCAUCACCAAGACCUACCCCGCGAGUAGCUUCAAUGCGAGCAGGGAAGAAUGUAACGUCACAGUAAACGGGGAGAAAGACGGUCAGAUCAACUUCUUUCGCGGCAGCGAUUUGAACGCAUUUCAAAUUCACGUCGUCGUCGAUGACUUGACCAUUGACGUACAGCUUAUCAGCACGACUUCACCCUGGCGGCCCGGGACCGGACACGUGUACUACGACGAAGACGAGUACUUUGCCUGGCUGGUUGCGGUUCCUCAAGGCAAGGUCACUGCGACAUACCGAAUCGACGGCGAAGAGCCGGUGACGGCAGAGGGCGACGGGUACCAUGACAGGAACUGGGGCAACGUGUCGCUGGCAAAGGUUAUCAACCAUUGGUACUGGGGACGGGGCACUGUGGGACCGUAUACCGUCAUCUCUUCCGCGACGAUCAGUUCCGACAAACUUGCGUAUGCGAUGGGGAUUUCCUUCAUGAUCCAAAAGAACGAUACUAUCGCGGCCGAAGACGCGGGAAAAGUGGUGUUCACGGCGACGGACGUCGGGAUUGACGAGCAAACUGGCCGCUCCGUUGCUGGUAGGCUGCAUUUCGAGUACCGUGAUAACGGACUGGUCUACACGCUUGAAUAUGUCAAGGACGAGUUUACCUCGCGACAGAAGAUGGGUGAUGGGUGGUAUUUGCGCUUUGCUGGCACUCUGAGGUUCAAAAAGUAUGAGAGUGGCAAGGUGGUAGAGGAGCAUGAGAGCCGCACGCAGUGGGAUUCAAUGUGGUUUGGCCAAGCUCACAGAGAUGCACUCAUGUAUCAGAAAUGA
This is a messenger RNA of Colletotrichum chrysophilum, 1065 nucleotides long. RefSeq lists its product as uncharacterized. The transcript has a single exon. NCBI's taxonomy places the organism in Eukaryota, Fungi, Ascomycota, Sordariomycetes, Glomerellales, Glomerellaceae. The record is from RefSeq and is a predicted model, not a curated record. Bases 1 to 1065 code for a protein of 354 amino acids.